AUGUCGCAACGAACAAGAGAUACCACGCUCGCCAGCGGUUUCACAAAGACGAUACAUAAGAAACCGACCGCCGCCUUAGACCCAGCUUCCAACAAAUUACCAAAGCCGCUCAACGUCCUCAUAAUCGGUGCAUCUCGCGGCAUUGGAGCCGGAAUUGCAUACGCAUAUGCACAAGCGGGUGCCGCGUCUCUCAUCUUAGCAGCAAGGUCAUCUUCAGCCCAAGAGCUAGCAGCAGUCGCAAAACAAGCUCAAAUCCUCAAUUCUUCGACAUCGGUCAAGAGCCUGAAAGUCGAUAUAACAUCCAAUGAAAGCGUUGCGCAACUUGCGAGGAACGUGAAAGAAGAAGUGGAAAGGCUGGACGUUGUGAUCGUCAAUUCGGGGUACUCAGGACCGGUAGUGUUGAAAGUCGACCAAGGCAAUCCGCAAGAUUUCCAAGAUGUGUUCGAUGUCAACGUGCAAGGCACAUAUCUCGUUGCGCAUCAUUUUAUUCCGCUGCUGAAGGAGAGUGAUGGCGCGAAGACGUUUAUCGCAAUCAACUCCUUUGCAGCAUGCAUCACCAACGGCCACAUUGCGAAUACUGCGUAUUGCAUCUCGAAAUUUGCGCAGGCACGUCUUGUUGAGUUUUUAUCAGAGCAGUAUGGUCCGGAUGGUAUACUAGCAGUUGCUGUGCAUCCUGGGGCUGUGAAUACUGAGAUGGCGGAUAAGACUACGCCUGACAGCUUCCGUUCUUAUCUCACAGAUGAUGUUGGUCUUGGUGGCGCGUUUUGCGUGUGGUUGAGCAGUGAGAAGCGGAUGUGGUUGAAUGGCCGGUUACUGGGUGCGACGUGGGAUGUUGACGAGUUGCUGGAGAAGAAAGCCCAGAUAGAGGAGCAAGACUUGCUCAAGUUUGGCUAUAGGGUUGGUGAUGCUUCGGCCGUCAGAAACAUCAAGAUCUCUUUCAAAUUAGUCUUAUACGUUAGAAGAGCAAUUCUUACUCUCAAGCAGAACAACACAAUAGCGGAGCUCAAGCUCAGAUCCAGAGACCUUCUAGAGAUUAAUGCCCAUACUACUAUAGACCUCGCCUGUCAAGAUCCUGUCGCGAUGCCAGAGGGACGUGCGGAUCUACCACAUCUCCGCCCUCUGCAGUUCCGGGCAAUGAAAGAGAUGCAACAAAACUGUCCAUUCUUUUUCGACAUUCACUGGGGUAGCGCAGUCCAAACCAUUCCUCUCGACAACGCGCUGAAGUUCAUGCGCCCCCUUCUUAAAUGCUGGACUAACAAGUGGGAAGGAAGCGCCGUUCGUCUCGAUCUUCUACACACCCUGCGCCAGAACGCGCACAACAUCAAGCCAGUGACCCGCGUCAUUUGCUUCGAUCUCGGUCCUCUCUUUCCUGGAUCGACGGGUGAGCGGGGCUUCAUCCAACAUCUCGCAGCUAUGGAUGUUGCCCGAACUCUAGCGCAGAUACAGGGAAACAUCGUCACCCUCUUUGUUCAAGACGUACGAUACACACCGGCUUGCAAGACUCUACUGACAGAUCAUGAGCCACUCCUCAACUUCGCUAACUCCACUGUUGCGCAGGGCUUCGAUCUCGUCAACGAUUACUCAUUCAUCAUCCAUCUCAACUCUAAGGCUGUUAUCCUCGAGCCAGCAAUACAGAUUGCUAGGCCUGCUGGACCUGCAGGCAUCUGGUUCUUCCUGGAAUUGAGAACGUUGAAGAGAAGUGGAAUGGAAAGUAGCAAGAGGGACCUCUGCCUCUGCGGUACGUCCGAGGGUCAGCGGUGGAGAGCGAGUACAGGGAGAAAUGCGAAGUGGUGA
Molecule: messenger RNA, 1794 nt
Organism: Alternaria triticimaculans
Lineage: Eukaryota; Fungi; Ascomycota; Dothideomycetes; Pleosporales; Pleosporaceae
Exons: 3
Coding region: 1-1794 (597 amino acids)
Source: RefSeq, a predicted model, not a curated record